AUGGCUCGCAUCCAGAUUCCCAUCGACGCCCUGACGUCCCGCCUGAACAUCCAGGACCGCUUCAACAGCAUGCGCUCCGGCGGCUUGACCGCCAGGUUCGCCAACCUGCGUCCCGUCGGCGAGUUCUUCGACAUGAAGCGCCUCUCCAAGCCUGGCAACUUUGGCGAGGUCCAGUCGCGAUGGAACUACAACCUCUCCUACUUCUCCAGCAACUACAGCGUCGUCUUCCUCAUGCUCAGCAUCUACGCGCUGCUCACCAACUGGCUGUUGCUGUUCGACAUCAUCUUCGUCGUUGCAGGCAUGUUUCUCAUCGGCAAGCUUGACGGCCGUGAUCUCGAGAUCGGUACCUUCCGCGCCUCCACCUCCCAGCUGUGGACCGGUCUCCUCGUCAUCGCCAUUCCCGUGGGCCUGUUCGCGUCGCCCUUCUCGACGCUGCUCUGGCUCAUCGGUGCUUCUGGCGUGGUCAUUCUCGGCCACGCUGCUUUUAUGGACAAGCCCAUCGAUGAGGCUUUUUCCGGGGAGGCGGGAGCAGCGCAACGGGGGCAUUGGGAUAGUGGAGAGAGAGUCGAGGAGCUAGACACGGACGAGAACGAUUCGGAUAUACAAGGCGUUGGUUUGGUUUCGAGGGGCAAGCGGAUCGCCAGCGACUCGCUUCGGUUUACGGGUACAGACUUGGGUGACAGGACGGGCACAUCGCGGAGGGGCUACGAAUAUCAGUCAGAGGACGAAGACGACAGCAGCGAGGACGACGACUCUUCUGAAGACGAGUUCGAGAUCGAUUGGGAUCAGUUUUCGCCGAUGGAGCGGGAGGAGGCGUUGGUACAAACAGCACUGGCUCGCAUCCGCCGUGCCCAGGAAAAGGGCAGAGCAGAUGUCAAGCUCAACAAGGACGAGAUGGCUGCGCUGGAGCGACACAAGAAACGCAUGGCAAAGGAAGCGCGCAAGCAAGAGCGCAAACGGCGCAAGGAGAAGGAGCAACGCUACUCCAUCCCGCUGUCACAAUUGCAGGCACCGAUUAGAAGACGGUCUCCGACUGCGGACGAUGACUUGCCGCUCCACCCGUCUCCUGGCACCUUCGACGCGGUUCAAAACCGAGGCGCAAUGCCUCCCGUGGGCUACUUUCCUCCCCCGAACGCUUCUCGCACACGCCACCGUUCAUCAACUUCUUCCUCCCAGCGUCCUCCGUCGGGCGGCGAACCUAGGGGUUCGUCGCCAUUCCAGUACGCGUACGUGGGUUCGCGCCAGGCCUCGGACAACAUGUCGCCGGCGUCGUCUACAUCAUCAAAGUCAAAGUCGAAGGCUGCGGUCGAUCCUUUCCAGUUUCAGACGGAGGGUUCCAGCGCCCAAGGCAUUGUAGCUCGGCGUAACGUGUCGGGCUCAACAGAUGGCAGACGGACUCCUACGGUUCCAGCUACCUCGCGCGUGACCAGGUCGCGGGCUCCACCUCCGGAGUCGGCAUCAUCCAGCGACAGUAGCAGCGAGGAAAGCACGGAGGAGAGCACCAGCGAUGGUACCGGGAAUGGCGCGCAGAUCGUCGAGCCUCCGCCGCAGACAAGGCGCGGCCGGAGGGAGGCCAUCGUUGUUGAAGAGGCUGCGUCCCGCGAGCCAGCGCGUGAAUCGUCGCGGGGCAAGAAGUCGUCCAAUCCGUCGCCAUCCAAGAGGAAGCCCGUCGCGAGCAGGAAAAAGAAGAAAUGA
This is a messenger RNA of Colletotrichum chrysophilum, 1695 nucleotides long. RefSeq lists its product as uncharacterized. The coding region runs from base 1 to 1695 and encodes 564 amino acids. Gene Ontology annotation, cellular component: Golgi apparatus. The record is from RefSeq and is a predicted model, not a curated record. The transcript is spliced from 2 exons. Lineage: Eukaryota; Fungi; Ascomycota; Sordariomycetes; Glomerellales; Glomerellaceae.